AAAGCCAUCUUAGAUCAGUCAGCAUGGCAAGCUCCAAUUUUCCUUCUGUUUUAACAUGUCUUUUGAUUCUCACAUGUGCGGUCUGGACUUCUCUGUGGGUUCUGAAGCCUACGCAAUUUUGGACAAAAAGAUGGAAAGAUGCUGAAGAUAACGCAGAUAAUACUGUGUUUGGGUACUAUGGUCUUAACUAUGCUGCGUAUACAUUUCCUGUAAUUGCUGUCGCUAUAAUAGGACUUGUGUUCUUGGAUUUAAAGUCUGGAGAACGAAGACGCAGUAAAGCAAGGAGUCUGUCCACUUUCUUGUCAAGUCCACUAGUGGUGAAUAGUCUUCUGGGAAUCCUAUCCAGUAUCGAGAUACUGCUAGUUUUUCUUUUCAUCCUCUUCUUAACAUGGACUUUUUACGCUCGCAUCUCUAACGACUUCAAGAAGCUGAUACCUGAUAAUCUGAAGCUGGAAUUAUGGGAACUCAAGUAUCUCAGAGUAGCAACCAGGUUUGGCUUGCUAGCAGAAGCGUCCCUGGCUUUGCUUCUUCUUCCUGUCUUAAGGGGACUAGCCGUGUUUCGCAUACUUGGCAUUCAAUUUGAAGCUUCAGUGAGAUAUCACACCUGGGUUGGAACAGCAAUGAUAUUUUUCGCCGCAAUUCAUGGAGGGAGCACUUUGCUCAUCUGGGGUGUCAGCAACCACAUACGGAAUGAGAUAUGGAAGUGGCAGAAGACAGGACGAAUAUACCUUGCUGGAGAGAUUACACUUGUUACGGGGAUGGUUAUCUGGUUCACUUCACUUCCUCAAAUUAGAAGGAGAAACUUCGAAAUCUUCUACUACACCCAUCAUCUGUACUCUGUGUUUCUUGUAUUUUUCUUGUUUCAUGGUGGAGAUAGGCACUUUUACAUGGUCUUGCCAGGAGUUCUUCUUUUUGGUCUUGACAAACUCCUUCGUAUCAUACAAUCAAGGCCAAGAACUUGCAUCAUUUCAGCUCGAGUUUUCCCUUGCAAGGCUGUGGAGCUCAUUCUCCCCAAAGAUCCAAGACUAAACUACGCUCCCACAAGUGUGAUAUUUAUGAAGGUACCAACCAUAUCAAAUCUCCAGUGGCACUCCUUCAGUGUAACAUCUAGUUCCACUGCUGAUGAACAAAGGAUGUCCGUGAUAAUUAAAUGUGAAGGAUGGUGGACGAGUUCGCUUUAUGACAUGAUACAUGCUGAGCUGGGCAGAGAUUCUGCGAAAAUGAAGGGUAUACCUGUUGCAAUUGAAGGGCCUUAUGGACCUGCUUCUCUGGACUUCUUGAAAUAUGACAGUGUACUUCUGGUUGCUGGAGGGAGUGGAAUAACCCCAUUUCUGAGUAUUUUGGCAGAAGUUUCCUCAGCCACCAGCAAAAAGAGAUUCCCCUCAAGGAUACAACUUGUGUAUGUUAUCAAGAGGGCACAAGACUUCUCUCUGUUGCAUUCAAUCUCCGAUCUUUUGCUCAAGGAAUCGCCUGGAAAGUGUCACUUGAAGCUAAAACUCUUUAUAACCCAAGAAAAUCAGCCAGGAAUGAGACUUAGAGACCUACUGAAUGAAUUCUUCGAAGUAAAAACUUUGCACUUGAACACAGAGUGUUCGAAUUACCCAGUACAUGGGCCAGAGAGUCCAGCUUGGAUGGCUGCCAUUUUAGGAUUUUGCUCCAUCAUUUUUCUUAUUGUUCUUAUAUGUUUCAACCAUAUAAUUCCGCCUGAGAAGGGCUCAAAAAAGUCCAAAGACAAGACACCUUCUUGGGUUGUAGAUAUGUUUCUUAUGGCUUCUUUUGUCAUAGCUUUAGCUUGCAGCACCUUGAUGGGAAUCUUUUUGAGGUGGAGACGGUUGCAGAAAGGGAUACCACCGAUCUCCCAGAAAGAAUCUAAACCCCUCGAUUUAAGCUCUACUGAAAGCAGGAGUACCCUUGAAGAACAUGAAGUCCAUUUUGGGGGACGACCAAACUUCCAAGAUAUAUUUGGGGAGUUUGAAAAUGAAAGUGGAGGAACAAAUGUUGGAGUGUUGGUAUGCGGACCAAAGAGUAUGAAGGAGUCGGUGGCCAUGAUUUGCCAACAGAAAUCCAAGCAUUUCAAUUUAGGUGCCAAAAAAGGCAAAGCCUGCUUUACUUUUCACUCCCUCAACUUUACACUCUAGUUUCAGUUAAAUAUUUCAGUGAACGUACCCCUCCCAAACAAAAGAGGAAAAAGAAAAAAUGAUAUGGAUGUUGUUAAUUUGAUGCCUGUCUUUCACUCAAAAGAGGCAAGAAUUAUCUGAAUAUGUGAUGUAUUUGAAAUCUGAAUAUGUGAUAUGUUUGAAAACCAAGUUAUGGACCCAAUCGACACGGGACCAUGUUGCUUAA
Messenger RNA from Neltuma alba, 2343 nucleotides. RefSeq names its product ferric reduction oxidase 8, mitochondrial. The record is from RefSeq and is a predicted model, not a curated record. Gene Ontology annotation, cellular component: plasma membrane. Gene Ontology annotation, molecular function: ferric-chelate reductase activity. Lineage: Eukaryota; Viridiplantae; Streptophyta; Magnoliopsida; Fabales; Fabaceae.